Messenger RNA from Macaca mulatta (Rhesus monkey), 3668 nucleotides. NCBI's taxonomy places the organism in Eukaryota, Metazoa, Chordata, Mammalia, Primates, Cercopithecidae. The record is from RefSeq and is a predicted model, not a curated record.
AAGUGAUAUUUAGUUAUAACAGAGACUAAACAAGAAAGAUGCUUACUGAAUAAGGUGGGAUCCAACAAGAGUGUAGUAUGGAAUGUAAUAACUUAUAAAUUACUUUUUUUCUGAGGGAGCUCAACAGAAUGACACCUAAGAAAGGCAAAGUCUUCGACACUUGGUACGUUUGUGAUUUUUGGCCAUCACUUGAAAAUUAAUAAAUCUGAAAUCACUAGUCUUAGAAAUGGAAGAAAGUGAUGACUCUGAUAAGCCUAUCUCAGCAUGUAGGCAAGAAAUUCGAAAGAGAAGACGACCCAGCCAACCAAUGGUAGACAAAUCCCAGCAAACUGAUGUAAUAGAGAAAAAGAAACACAUGCCCAUACCAAAAUCAUCUAGCCCCAAAGCUACCCAUCGUAUUGGUAAUACUUCUGAAAGCAAAGGCAACUACUCUGCCAAAGCCUAUGAGUCUAUUAGAGUAUCUUCUGAACUUCAGCGAACUUGGACAAAGAGAAAGCGUGGACAGGAAAUGACUAGUAAGUCUCUCCAGACAGACACCAUUGUAGAAGAGAAAAAAGAAGUCAAGUUAGUUGAGAAAACCGUGGUACCUGAAGAAAAGUCAGCUGACGUUAGAGAAGCAGCUAUUGAAUUGCCAGAGAGUGUUCAGGAAGUAGAAAUUCCACCAAACAUACCUUUAGUUCAACUAAAAAUGGACAGAUCUCAGCAGACCAGCCGUACAGAAUACUGGACCAUGAUGCACAUCCCCCAUGUGGAAAAAGUGGACAAGGAACAACAGACAUACUUUAGUGAAUCAGAAAUAGUGGUUAUUUCCAGGCCAGAUAGUUCUUUUACAAAGUCAAAGGAAGGUGCCCGGAAACGUAAAUCCUCAGGAAAGAUUUCUGCUAGUGAACAUCCUGAAUUUCAACCAGCAACAAGCAGCAAUGAAGAAAUUAAGCAGAAAAGCAUCAGCAGAACUUCAUUUACUCAGGAGACUAAAAAUGGUCCACCGGUACUUUUAGAAGAUGGGCUUAGGGAAGAAGUAACUACACCUGUUGUACAAGAAGGUUUUGCUGUUAAAAAAGUGGCUUCUGCUGAAAUAGAGCCUCCACCAACAGAAAAAUUCCCAGCUGAAAUACAGCCUCCAUUAGUUGAAGAGGCCACUGCUAAGGCAGAGCCCAGAUCCGAUGAAGAGACACAUGUCCAAGUACAGCCAUCAACUGAAGAGACUCCUGCUGCUGAGGCAGCCACUGCAGUUGCAGAGAAUUCUGUUAAAGUUCAGCCUCCAUCCGCUGAAGAGGCCCCAUUAGUGGAGUUUCCUGCUGAAAUUCUGCCUCCAUCAGCCGAAGAGUCCUCUUCAGAAGAGCCUCCUGCUGAAAUUCUGCCUCCAUCAGCUGAAAAGUCUCCUUCAGUAGAGCUUCCUGGUGAAAUUCAGUCUCCCUCAGCUGAAAAGGCUCCCAUUGAAGUACAGCCUUUACCAGCUGAGGGCGCCCUUGAAGAGGCCCCAGCUAAAGUAGAGCCUGCCACUGUUGAAGAGACCCUUGCUGAAGUUCAGCCUCUAUUACCUGAAGAGGCUCGGAGAGAAGAGGCUGGAGAACUUCAGCUUUCAACAGCUAUGGAGACCCCUGCAGAAGAGGCUCCUGCUGAAGUUCAGUCUCCAUUAGCUGAAGAGACCCCUGCAGAAGAGGCUUCUGCUGAAAUUCAGCUUCUAGCAGCUACAGAGGCUCCUGCAUAUGAAACUCCUGCUGAAACUCGAUCUCCACUAUCUGAGGAGACUUCUGCAGAAGAGGCGCCUACUGAAGUUCAAUUUCCAUCAGCUAAGGGAGUUUCUAUAGAAGAAGCCCCUCUUGAGCUUCAGCCUCCAUCAGGUGAAGAGACCACUGCAGAAGAGGCCUCUGCUGAAAUUCAGCUUCUAGAAGCUACAGAGGCUUCUGCAGAAGAGGCUCCUGCUGAAGUUCAGCCUCCACCAGCCGAGGAGGCCCCUGCUGAAGUUCAGCCUCCACCAGCCGAGGAGGCCCCUGCUGAAGUUCAGCCUCCACCAGCCGAGGAGGCCCCUGCUGAAGUUCAGCCUCCACCAGCUGACGAGGCCCCUGCUGAAGUUCAGCCUCCACAAGCUGACGAGGCCCCUGCUGAAGUUCAGCCUCCACCAGCCGAGGAGGCCCCUGCUGAUGUUCAGCCUCCACCAGCCGAGGAGGCCCCUGCUGAAGUUCAGCCUCCACCAGCCGAGGAGGCCCCUGCUGAAGUUCAGCCUCCACCAGCCGAGGAGGCCCCUGCUGAAGUUCAGCCUCCACCAGCUGAGGAGGCCCCUGCUGAAGUUCAGCCUCCACCAGCUGAGGAGUCCUCUGCUGAAGUUCAGCCUCCACCAGCUGACGAGGCCCCUGUUGAAGUUCAGCCUCCACCAGCUGAGGAGGCCCCUGCUGAUGUUCAGUCUCCACCAGCCGAGGAGGCCCCUGCUGAAGUUCAGCCUCCACCAGCCGAGGAGGCCCCUGCUGAAGUUCAGCCUCCACCAGCUGAGGAGGCCCCUGCUGAAGUUCAGCCUCCACCAGCUGAGGAGUCCUCUGCUGAAGUUCAGCCUCCACCAGCUGACGAGGCCCCUGUUGAAGUUCAGCCUCCACCAGCUGAGGAGGCCCCUGCUGAUGUUCAGCCUCCACCAGCUGAGGAGUCCUCUGCUGAAGUUCAGCCUCCACCAGCUGACGAGGCCCCUGUUGAAGUUCAGCCUCCACCAGCUGAGGAGUCCCCUGCUGAUGUUCAGUCUCCACAAGCUGAGGAGGCCCCUGCUGAUGUUCAGUCUCCACAAGCUGAGGAGGCCCCUGCUGAUGUUCAGCCUCCACCAGCCGACGAGGCCCCUGCUGAUGUUCAGCCUCCACCAGCCGACGAGGCCCCUGCUGAUGUUCAGCCUCCACCAGCCGAGGAGGCCCCUGCUGAUGUUCAGUCUCCACCAGCCGAGGAGGCCCCUGCUGAUGUUCAGUCUCCACCAGCCGAGGAGGCCCCUGCUGAUGUUCAGCCUCCACCAGCUGAGGAGGCCCCUGCUGAUGUUCAGCCUCCACCAGCUGAGGAGGCCCCUGCUGAUGUUCAGUCUCCACCAGCUGAGGAGACUCCUAUAGAAGAGACCCUUGUUGCAGUACACUCUCCCCCAGCUUAUGAGGUCCCUGUGGAAGAGGCCCCUGUUGACAAACAUUCCCCACCAGCUGAUUUGCUUCUGACUGACGAGUUUGCUAUACAAGAGGCCUCUGCUGAAGUUGCACCUCCACCAUCUGAACAAACCCCUGAAGAUGAGGUGCUGGUAGAGAAUGUGUCUACUGAAUUUCAGUCACCGCAGGCGGCAGGAAUUCCAGCAAUAAAUUUAGGAUCUGUUGUUUUGGAAGGUGAAGCAAAAUUUGAAGAUGUUUCAAAAAAAAUUCUGUCUAAUACCAAUGAUGGAUCUAAAGAUUUGUCUAAUACUAAUGAUGGACAGACUCCCACUCUUGAAAUAGAAGGUGUCUUUCAUAUACAAUUAAAAAAUCGUCCUCCUGAACUGUAGUCAGAUUGUACCUAAGCUAGCAAUCAGAAGCUACGUGGUUUUGGAAGAACAUACUUUAGAAAAGGGUGGGCAGCUGGAAGUAGCUUUGUCAAUAAGGCAAAUUAAAGUGAACCCCAAGAGUUGGAGUACAGGUUGGAAAAUGAACAAUAAAAACUGUAGCAGUAAAAAAUUA